UGGAAUAGAGACAUGUUUUCCAACUUCUCUUGGUAAGACUGAGAAAUUCAGCAGUAGUACUUCCUGAAACCAUCAAGAAGAAAAAUGUCAGUGACACUGCAUACAGAUGUAGGUGAUAUUAAAAUAGAAGUUUUCUGUGAGAGGACACCCAAAACUUGUGAGAAUUUUUUGGCUCUUUGUGCCAGUAAUUACUACAAUGGCUGUAUAUUUCAUAGAAAUAUCAAGGGUUUCAUGGUUCAAACAGGAGAUCUGACAGGUACCGGAAGAGGAGGUAACAGUAUCUGGGGCAAGAAAUUUGAGGAUGAAUAUAGUGAAUAUCUUAAGCACAAUGUUAGAGGUGUUGUAUCUAUGGCUAAUAAUGGCCCAAACACCAAUGGAUCUCAGUUCUUCAUCACCUAUGGCAAGCAGCCACAUUUGGACAUGAAAUACACAGUAUUUGGAAAGGUGAUAGAUGGUCUGGAGACGGAUGAACUGGAGAAGCUACCAGUAAAUGAGAAGACCUAUCGACCUCUUAACAAUGUACACAUUAAGGACAUAACAAUACAUGCCAAUCCAUUUGCACAAUAGCUAUAAUAGAUCUGGAAAAAUAUUUGGCCGACUAUUCAAG
This is a messenger RNA of Neogale vison (American mink), 607 nucleotides long. RefSeq names its product peptidyl-prolyl cis-trans isomerase-like 3. NCBI's taxonomy places the organism in Eukaryota, Metazoa, Chordata, Mammalia, Carnivora, Mustelidae. The record is from RefSeq and is a predicted model, not a curated record. Gene Ontology annotation, molecular function: peptidyl-prolyl cis-trans isomerase activity. Gene Ontology annotation, biological process: protein peptidyl-prolyl isomerization; protein folding. Gene Ontology annotation, cellular component: catalytic step 2 spliceosome.